AAAAAAUAAAUGGGCAACGAACCAUCAGCUCCAAAUGAUAAGAUUGAUUUCUUAAGACCAGUUUAAAAGAAGGCACCUGAACCAACUUAAAUCAACAAAGUAUAGUAGAAUGAAUGGAGAAUUGGAUUGCAACAUCCUCAUCUCUUGUAAACUUUGGGAGGACAACCUGAAGGUGAUUAGUAUAGAUAUUUUUUUGAAUACUGUCAAAUCACUUUAACAUCUCUACUUUAGGAACGAUAUGGAACAAAAAAGUACUUUCCUGAAGAAGACUUAUAGGCAUUGCUUUUAGGUAUAAGCAGUGCAUUGAGUUUCUUAUAAGAAAAGGGAUUGUCACAUGGAGGUAAAUAUAAAUGAUUUAUCAAUUAGAUAUAUGUACAACAGAAAUCUUUUUCGAUUCAAACAGUUCAAGUUUCAAAGUUUUGGAUUCAAAUUUAAUUAAUGGAAGAGGAGCUUCUAUUCAAUAAUUAUUAUCAGGAAAAUUGAAAUAUCUUGCACCUGAAAUAUUACAAAACCCAACACAACCAUUAUCUGAGUUGCAAUUGAGUAAAGGUGAUGUUUGGUGUUUGGGUAUGGUUAUGUUAGAAGCAAGUACUCUUAAACAAAAUGACAAUCUCUAUUAGAAUGGCUUAUAAUUUAGAUUGAUCUAGGAUAGAAUUAACGAAGUAGCUUAAAUUUACAAUUUACAAUAUGCUGAGAAUAUAGCUCUGAUGCUUAAUUUCAAUCCAAAUGAGAGAUUAGAUCCAGUAAAUCUAUUUAAUUAUCUACUUGAAUAAUAAAGAACUACAAAUGAAUAAGAUUAAUAGGUUGUUUAACAAUAGUAAUAUUAACAAUUACUUCAGUAAUAAUAAUUAUAUUAAUAAUAAUUAUGUUAACAAUAAUAAUAAUAGUAAUAAUAAUAGUUAUUAUAUUAAUAACCCUAGUAAUAGUAGUAGUAACUAACAUAUCAAUAGGCUUAAUAAUCUCAAUUAUAAUAUUAACAAUAACCUUUAUAAUAUUUACCUUAAUAAGUUGAAUAAUUAAACUUUUAAUAAUAAUAGGCAUAACUACCAUAAUUACAACAAACUUAAGUCAAUACCUAAUACUUUUAACAAUAAUAAUAGAUAAUUUAAUAAUAAUAAUAAUAAUAAUAAUAAUAUAAUACUCAAUAAACAUAAUAUUAAUAAUAAUCAUAGCAAUAUACUUAGACUUAAUAAACAAGAUAAAAUUAUCAUCAAUCAAGACCAUCCUAAGAUUUUAUGAUGACUUAACCUGAUAUGAAUCAAACUAUGUAAGGUGGUGUUUCUAGAGAAAGAGUUCCUACCAAAAUUAUUAAGAAAUUAGUUUAUCCUGAUGGUAGAGUUGAAUACUAAGAGAAAUCACAAUCAGCUUCAAGAAUGGGUAUUUUAUUAUAUUAUUAUUAAUUUUAGUCCAAUAACCCUAAUAAUAGAAACCAUAAUAAAUGAUUCCUUAAUAAUAAUAAUAACCAUAAGCAAUGCCACAGUAAUAAUAAAUAAUGGCUCAAUAAUAAUAAAUGAUAUCUUAAUAAUAAUAAUUGAUGGCUUAAUAAUAAUAAUAAUAAUAAUAAUAAUAACAAUAAUAAUAAUAAUAAUAAUAAUAGUUUGUUUAGUAACCUUAAUAUAAUCCAUAAUAUUAAUAACAAUAAUAUUAUUAAUAACCAUAACCUUAAUAUUAAUAAAGGUAGAAUGUUCUUGGUAAUAUUGAAAAUUAAAUGCAUGGUGUUUCUAAUGAAUAAAACAUUACUAGAUUAAAACAAGAAAUUGACAACUCAAAAACUUUAAUUUAAUAAUACAAUCAAUAAAAACCUUAAUUUUAAACUGAAUCAAUUGAGGAAAGAAUAAGAAAAGUUAUUGCAUAAUCAUAAGCAUUAAGAGAAAACUUUGCCUGA
Messenger RNA from Paramecium primaurelia, 1885 nucleotides. NCBI's taxonomy places the organism in Eukaryota, Ciliophora, Oligohymenophorea, Peniculida, Parameciidae. The record is from the annotation of a GenBank genome assembly.